GUGGAAGAAAAUCGCGAAUUUUUAAUACGAAACGUGAAACUAUUGCCAUUGGGCUCAUUGUCGAUUUUAAUAGAUACAGGAUAUAGAAAUUAGUGUGAUUCGGGUUGUGGCGAAAAGUUUCGCGUACGAAAAAGGAACCGUGACAAGUCCGACAGUAGUUCUAAGUAAUCAAGUAAAUCCUUCGUGGCGAAUGGUACAGUGGGGCCUCGCCUCGGUGUAGUCAAUUUAAAUGUGUGUUUUCGGGAUGUGUUUUGCUUAAAAAGGACUCUACCGAAGGUCUCCUACUGAAAACAAUAAAUCAUGAUCGAAUAGUGAAAAGUUGAUUUAUUUCGCGUAUUCAAGUGGUUCAAGUAGAUCCUUCUUUUUGUUUCGUGUAGUCCGAGUGGGGCGUGAUGGGGCACCUGUAAAUGUAUGAAAGUAGUCACGAGAAAAUUCAGACACCAAAAACGGGCGUGGAUGUGUCCUUGUUGACGAAAAGUUGUGAGGGAUGGACCUGGCCUAAGAUGGGGAGUGUGCUGUUUACAACUGUGUUCGUAACGUUCCAGUUUUUUGCGAGCCUGGCCAAUCCCGAUGCAAAACGUUUAUACGACGACCUGUUAAGUAACUAUAAUCGAUUAAUACGGCCUGUUGGUAACAAUUCGGAUCGUUUGACCGUCAAAAUGGGAUUACGACUAUCACAACUGAUAGACGUGAAUCUAAAAAAUCAGAUAAUGACCACAAAUGUCUGGGUGGAACAGGAAUGGAAUGAUUACAAACUCAAAUGGAACCCGGAUGACUAUGGUGGCGUGGAAACCCUCCAUGUUCCCUCAGAACAUAUUUGGCUACCAGAUAUAGUACUCUACAACAAUGCUGAUGGGAACUACGAAGUGACAAUAAUGACUAAAGCAAUUCUACACCACACCGGGAAGGUGGUCUGGAAGCCGCCUGCUAUUUACAAAUCGUUCUGUGAGAUCGACGUCGAGUACUUUCCCUUUGACGAGCAAACGUGUUUCAUGAAAUUCGGUUCGUGGACAUAUGACGGGUAUAUGGUGGACUUGCGGCACCUACAACAAACUGCCGAUUCCGACAACAUCGAUGUCGGUAUCGAUUUACAGGAUUAUUAUAUUUCAGUUGAAUGGGAUAUAAUGAAAGUACCAGCCGUUAGAAAUGAGAAGUUCUAUAGUUGUUGUGAAGAACCGUAUCUUGAUAUAGUGUUUAAUUUAACCCUUAGACGUAAAACGCUUUUCUAUACAGUUAACCUCAUUAUACCGUGCGUGGGUAUAUCGUUUUUAUCUGUGUUAGUAUUUUAUUUACCAAGUGAUUCCGGCGAGAAGAUAUCACUAUGUAUUAGUAUACUUCUAUCAUUGACCGUGUUUUUUCUAUUGCUUGCGGAAAUCAUUCCGCCAACAUCGCUCACUGUUCCAUUAUUGGGAAAGUAUUUGUUAUUCACGAUGAUGCUGGUUACGUUGUCGGUAGUUGUUACGAUAGCAGUACUUAAUGUUAAUUUUAGAUCUCCAGUAACACAUAAAAUGGCACCAUGGGUACAGCGAGUGUUCAUUCAAAUACUUCCUAAAAUAUUGUGUAUAGAAAGGCCUAAAAAAGAUGAUGCGCAGGCCGACGAGCAACCACCAGAAGUGCUUACAGAUAUUUUCCAUGUGCCACCAGACGUGGAUAAGUUCGUUAAUUAUGACAGUAAACGUUUCAGUGGUGACUUUGGAAUGCCAGCAUCCUUUUUAGUGCUCCCCUCGUCCCAAUUCGAUGUAGCCGGCUCAGGCGGUAUUGGGGCUUGUUAUGGUGAGCCAUUAUUAUCAGUGCUUCCGCUACCUGGGGGAGAUGACGAUCUAUUCAGUCCGUCAGGGAACGACAACAUCAGUCCAACAUGUUGCCCACCGGAUCUGAGUCCAACAUUCGAAAAAAGUUAUAUGCGAGAAAUGGAGAAGACAAUAGAAGGUUCCAGAUUCAUAGCACAGCAUGUGAGGAAUAAGGAUAAAUUUGAAAGCGUGGAGGAAGAUUGGAAAUAUGUAGCCAUGGUGUUAGAUCGACUAUUUCUUUGGAUUUUCACAAUAGCCUGUAUCCUAGGUACUGCCUUAAUUAUUCUCGAGGCGCCUAGCUUAUACGAUACGGCUCAGCCAAUAGACAUUUUGUACUCCAAAAUUGCCAAGAAGAAGUAUGAACUGCUCAAAAUGGGUAGUGAGGAUGUAUAG
Hermetia illucens (black soldier fly) is the source of this 2183-nucleotide messenger RNA. RefSeq names its product acetylcholine receptor subunit alpha-like 1 (gene nAChRalpha1). Gene Ontology annotation, cellular component: synapse; postsynaptic membrane; neuron projection. Gene Ontology annotation, biological process: nervous system process; monoatomic ion transmembrane transport; regulation of membrane potential. The coding region runs from base 408 to 2183 and encodes 591 amino acids. Gene Ontology annotation, molecular function: acetylcholine-gated monoatomic cation-selective channel activity; transmembrane signaling receptor activity. Lineage: Eukaryota; Metazoa; Arthropoda; Insecta; Diptera; Stratiomyidae. The record is from RefSeq and is a predicted model, not a curated record. The transcript is spliced from 9 exons.